Molecule: messenger RNA, 1477 nt
Organism: Chironomus riparius
Lineage: Eukaryota; Metazoa; Arthropoda; Insecta; Diptera; Chironomidae
Source: the annotation of a GenBank genome assembly
AGAAACUUUCAGGGAGUAUACAAAUACUAAACAGUUAUUAGUUGCUUAAUCGUAAGCUGACUGUGUACCGCAUCGCAUCAAUAUCUCAUCGGAGUCUUUAUUUAUUUUUUCUUAUUCUUAAUUUAUUUGUUAGUGAUAUAAAAGUAAGUGUGUGUUCGUGAGGUAUUGUGGUUGUAAUUAAAUACAUUUUAGGAGAUUAAUUUCAACAGAAUGAAUACAAAAAUGUUCUUUGUGGUAUUUGUAAGCAUCAUUGUCACAGUCAGUGCACAAACUUUAGAAGAAGGUGCAGAACAAGCCUUAGAAGAUAAUACAGUAAGAACAUUAGAUCAAGCACCAGUUAAAACGUGCACUAAUGUAAAUGGAACUGGAGAAUGUGUGCCAUACUACCUUUGCAAUAAUGGGAAAUUCAACACCGAUGGAGAAAAUGUCAUAGAUAUCCGUUUUAAUGAAGAUAAAGAGUGUAUUGAAUAUUUUGAGGAAUGCUGUGGAGCAGAACAUCUCCUUACAGAUGAAAACAAGAUAGUGCCAGUAAGGAACGAAACUUACAUUACAGAAUGUGGAAUAAGGAACAGUGCCGGUGUUGGUGUUAGGAUCACAGGCAAUAGUGAUGGGGAAAGUGAAUACGGAGAGUUCCCAUGGAUGGUUGCUGUAACCAGAAGAGAACCUUCGAAUGAUAGUUUUAUCAAUGUUUAUAUGUGUGGAGGAAGUUUAAUUGCCGAAAACGUUGUCAUGACAGCUGCCCAUUGCGUCAACGGAAAGGAUGUCGAUGUAAUGAGAAUACGAGUCGGAGAAUGGGAUACCCAAACAACAUUUGAACUUUUCCAGCAUUCUGAUCAUGAAGUUGAGAAGUUCGUCAUUCAUGAAAAAUUCAACAAAGGUGGUCUUCAUAAUGACAUUGCUCUUUUGUUCCUUAAGACUAAAGUUGAAAUGUCAGAAGUUGCUAACACAAUUUGUUUACCAUCACAAGAUCAGCCAUUUGAUGGCAAAAGAUGCUUUGCAACUGGUUGGGGAAAGGAUCAGUUUGGAAAAGAAGGAGAAUAUCAAGUCAUUCUUAAGAAAGUUGAGUUGCCAACGGUUCCACGAGACCAAUGUCAAGCAAACUUAAGAAAGACGCGCUUAGGUCGACGAUUUAUUUUGCAUGACAGCUUUAUGUGUGCUGGAGGAGAAGAAGGAAAAGAUACAUGUAAAGGAGAUGGUGGAAGCCCUUUAGUUUGUCCAGUUGAAGGAUUUCCGGAUAAAUACUAUCAAGCUGGAAUUGUUGCAUGGGGUGUUGGAUGUGGUCAAAAAGAUGUUCCUGGUGUUUAUGCUAAUGUUGCACACUUCCGGAACUGGAUUGAUACUCAAAUCGCUUCAUAUAGUCAACCAUAAGUGAUUAUUGUAUUAAAUAUUACUUUUAAAAUGUAAUUCAAAAGUUGAUUGACUCAAUUAAGAUCUAACUUACAAUAAAACUCAUAUUAAUAAAAUUUCUUCCUCACAA